AUGUCUCCAGUUUUUGGUGGAGUCAGUUCUUUCGCUUUUCUUCGAACAGCGACAUUCAUAACACGUCAAAGCUGUCGCAGGCUAUCGUCAUCUCAAAUCGGUGAAGCUAUGAAGCUCUAUAGCGACCGAGGGAAUCCAUCCUUGCUUCGUAUUUUAGCAGCAAAAAAUCUAGCGGAUGUUUCAAUGACGAUACAGUACAUCACGAAUGAAGGUAUCAGCUAUUUUCUAACACUGCUAGUCCAGAAGUGAAACCAGAAUUUUAGUUAAUGCUUCGUGUACAAAUAGUAACAAUGAUUUGACGAUUCUGGUCUACUGGAGUCCAGGAUAAAAGCCACUUAGAAUUUACAUUUUCUGUAGCAAAUUUCUAGAGGUAAUUCUAUUAUUUGUUCAGGUCUAAAUUUCUUCCUCAACUUAAUCUUGGCUUUUCAAAUUACAACGCCUCCCCCACCCCAUCCCCAGGGAAGGGAUGAUGCAAGAGUCUGACGCAUCAUAGUACAGAUGUUCAAGACUUCCAAGAAACCUUGUGAUUAGUCUAUUUAAUAUUUUAUGUGGAUUUGGUCAAACGUAGAUUAUGACUUAGCUUUCAAAUCCUCUUGUAACAUCGAUGUUUUUACUAUAAACCCUAAAUUCUUGGAAAUCCUGCGUUGCAUUUGUUUAAGCUGAAACCACAAAGUUACUUAAGUGCACCGCAUAAUGCAGAGCUACCUGGAAGAAACAGUGAAACACUAAUUGACAAGGUGCUACAAAACAAAAAUGUGACAAGAAGACACGAAUCGAAUGUAAAGUAAUAUUAGUAAUUUUGAAGAACUACAGUUUAUAUUUAAUUUAGUAUAAAACUCUCUUCUACUGCCCGUACCAGACUAAGUGAGAUUUUAAGAUACUCCGUACACCUGAAACCAAAAUGAAAAUGCUUAGAGCUUUCUGAAAAAAGUUUUUUCUACUCGAUCCUUUUCGACUCGAUCCUUUCAAGUUUAAACGUUCGAAGUUUACUCCGCAGAGUCCACAGUCAGCAUUACAGACGUUAAUUGCGAAAAUAGGUUAAUUGACGAUGGCGAAUGCGAGUCUUAAAGCUCCUAAAAUCAUAGUCGACGAGAGCUGUCGAUAAAAACUGACUUCAUAACUCAGUUCAGGAAAUUUCUCAUCACAGCAUUUUGUCUUUUAAGGUGGUCCUUUUUUCACUCGUAUAAUUUUCACAGCACGCGCUUUUAGUGAAAAAACUGUCCUUUAUUUUCUUUCUGUCGCUGAGUUCCAGGAAAAACUGGAACUUAGAACAAAAAUGUAUUUAUAGUAGAUAAGCUGUCACGGAAUUAUCCUUGACAGCUUCUUAGAAAUACACCUGACCUUUCUUUUGAAAAGCGAUGAGUACGUGCGCACGUAAAAAAGUAUAAAACUAGGGAAUUUUGUCAAGGUAAAGCCAGCAAUCAAUGGCUUUCGUUUUAUUCGAGGUACUUUGAACAUAUCGACAAACACUUAUGUGUACAUAUUUUUCUGAGAUUACAAUCAGAACUGUAUUUCCGCUGAAAAGGUAUAGACAUGUUGAGAUUACAGUAUAUUGGCGGUGAUGUGAUUUACCAUCAAGAUGGAACAUAACCUCUUUGUAACACAGUUAUGGAGCGCCACUGUGCCCAUAGAUGCUUCUUGUCUCAUAAGUCUAAGACAGAGACCUCGAAAAAUUUCUCAGUUCUUCGAAAUGCAACGUGGAAAUAAGCGAAUGACCAAUAACGCGAUGGAGUUCCUAAUGAUGUCGGAAGUUUCUAAAAGGUAACUGCGUAGUGAAUUAUUUGCAAAUUUGGUUAAUUUCACUUAGGGUGAAAAUACGAUUCCACGUAAUCUUGAAGAAACAAUUUAAAUACACAGAAACCACGAUUCGAGCGUAACGUCUGCACUGGUUUUAUGACUGGAGUCGUCGUUGGAGCUUUUCAAGUGAGGAAACACUCAUUAAUUUUCAACGAGAGCCACAACUUCAAAGACGAAAAUUAACGCCAAUUUAAAGCAGAGCAACUUUGUUUUAAAAAAUAUCGAACGUAGACAGCUGUAAAUGAAAAAUUGUGCGGUUCAAAUCGGCACAUUGUAGAAGAGGUACUCAGCAUUUAGAUCCCAAUUUGUUGAAACUAUUUUUCAGAAUGCCUUAAGGUAUUAAAGCGAAACAGUAAUUCGUUCCGCACCUGUGUCGAAAUUGAGGUGCUUCUUUUGGGAAAUAGAAUCUUAUUCAAUUACGAUUACUUACGAGUUAUACAUUGAUCUCGGUGACUUCCCAUGUACCAAUCAAUAUUGCUUGUACGCAAAAAUUGCAUUUUAAGCCUCUUCCUUCAAAGGCAUUUUGCUUACUCAAGGGAUAAUCAGAGAUUGAUUUUCGUGAACAGCUCGAGCAUACUGUUACGUGGACUUUCAUUGACAUGUGAGACAGUGUAACGCUAGACGUAACAUGCGUAUGCUAUCGUCAACAAGCUAACUGCGCAUGCUUCCGACGUGUCAUAUUUUCAACCUUGACAUCAGAAAAUGGUCUUUAGAUGGAUGGCGGAUUUCAUUACUUUAACUUGCGCAGUGUAAUGCAGGCUUUUUAACAUUUCUCAUAUGGAAAUACAGAACCUCUGUAGUCAGUAUAAACGUGAUUUUUCCAUAGUUCAGGCAAAGAUUAGAGGUUGAUUCAACUUAAGAAAAUGAAAUUGGCAGUGAGCCACUGAAAUAAAUAUCCGAAAUGAUUCGGCAAAAUUGGGGAGCGGUUAACACCUCCUUAUCAUGAAACUUGAGCCGAACACCGAAGAUAUCGGCAUGGUGUGUCAAAUAAAAGUGUAAAACAUAUUCGAUGAAAGUAGAUAUAAAUGAUUCGGCAGUAUCGAUUAUCAAAAUCAGUUUAAUUUGCAUAUUUCAGACACGUACGCCUGGCCAAUAUUCAGUUGACUGAUCAACGGCUCAAUAUUCAACGUAAACCUAACACAUAUUAAGCGACUUUGUUUUUAAGGCGAGAAAUUUUCUAAGUUUUCAGGCAGUUUCAGUGCAAUAUGAACGUCGCGUGACGGAAAUAAUCAGAUCUUGUAAUUUUAUAAUGGCCAGACAUGAUUGGCGUGAAAUAUGACUGAAAAUAUUAUUUGAACUUUACCCUUUUAACUCCUUUAGCUUACUAGCUUUUUUAAAUGACAUUUUCUUUGAACACUGGGUAUAGCUGUUGGGUGUAAGAUUACUGAUUCAAACAUUAUGUUUUUUUUUAAACCAGAUAGGGCGAAAUUCAAUCUUCAAGGAAGUAGCAAGGUUUGUAUUAUUACACUUUCUUUUAUAAAUAAGAGCUGCACUUCUCUCAAUAGAAUUUCCUUUCUUAAACGAUCUGAAAUGAUUGAUAUUUUAUCAUCCAAAAAUUUUGGUGAUUUUCAACAAUGACAUGCUUGAAUUGCAAUUAGAUGUCUGAUAUCAUAAACAACCGGACAGAACCAUCAGACUAAGGAAUUGUUUAGGCAAAAGCCAAACAUAUUUCGACUGUCUAAAUCAUGUGAACUAUUAGCCCAAACACAACAGAGUGCAUACUCCCUGCCCCUCUAGUAGAAAAACUUAAGCUGGUGUUUGAGUUCCCGACUCAGCCAAUGGUACAAAACACUAACGGGUAUCAGUGCGGAUGACAGUUAUUAUGCACAACCUAGGGACCAAAUAAGAGGGAUUUAACAGUGCUUUUGGCAUUCAUUUUUUUUUCAACUUUUUCUUCAUUAUGGCUUGUCUUAAAUAGCUUCCAGUGCUGGAGACUGACGAUGGAAAUUUUCUACACAGUCCAAACAGCAUUUGCAGGUAUUCAUGCCUCAUACGGUCUUCAUGUAUUGAACAAUUUAUCCUUUUUAUUAAAUGAACCGUCUUCCCUUGGUUAAAAUAUUCGAUUUUAGGAAGGGUAAGAAGAAAUGAUCAAAAACCGCUUAAGAUGAUUCACACGUUUUGGGUUCAUCAAGGAUGUUGAGCUCAUACAUUUCAAACUUAAGAACUAAAAGCUAAGACACUUUGAUUUUGUUUCGUGGUUGGUUUCCUCAAGGUAAUUUUCACUUAGAUUACCUAGCCCCAAAGAAGUUCAGUAUUCAACAUUGAAUUCCGUACAAGCACGACUGCAUGACAUAUCGGGUUGGCUGACAUUUACAAGUCGUGCAAGUUUUGUUGUUAACUCUCACACAUUUGAGUCAACCACCUCUAUUAACUGAGGGAACCCCAGGGCCAUUUCCAGUUAACGUAAUUUGUGCAGUAAACCAAAAAAAAUUCCGAACAUAGGAUUCUGGCGCUAUGCUUAAUCUGUGGGAGGCAGGUUACUUCAAGGUUAUAAUCUGAUCUAAUCUACGGACCAACCUAAAAAAGAUUAACCUGAGAUUUAUGACAUUGGUUAUAAAGUUGAUUUCACAGGUGGAUCCAGUUCAAUAAUAGCAAGUUAAGGGUAAGAGUAAUACCUAUUGUUAAUGUAAAUGAAUGUAAAUGAAUGUAAAUGAACAUCAUUGUUCGACUCCGAUACUGAUCACUUACCCUGUUUAUAUAGGUACCUCCUUGACCUCAACAGAAGCUCAGAUGUAGCUUCCGACCCUUAUAGGAAAGCAAUUGUUGAUCAGUGGGUGGAGUGGGAGAGCACGUCUUUGCAGGUAAGUUGUUGCAUAGAGUGAACAUAUAUGAAAGAAAAGGUGGUCAAGAGUAUUGUAUGCCGUUCUGUGAAUCCAGUGGCUAAGCUCUGGUCCCUGGGCAGGGUCAUAGUGCUCUGUUCCCGGGAAAAGAUUUAAGUUUUCCUACUCUUUAUGUUCGCCGAGGAACAUUAAAAGGUACCUUAAGUGAUGCGCCGGGAAAGAUACCCGUGAUGCGAGUCAGACCUCACCCUGAAAGAGUACCUAUGGUUAUAAUCAUCUAAACAUCUGUCAGAUUUUUGCUGAGUCAUUUACCAUUUUAUCUGGCAGCCUGUUAUCUUCAAUUAUCUUGUAAAGUCCAUUGGCCAGGGAAGGGAUUGCAGUGGCCAUGUCGACGAUCUGGUAAAUCUCCUAAGACAUGCAGAUGAAGCUCUUGCUUCCAAGAAGUACUUUUCUGGGGUAUGAAUUUCAUAAAACUUUUUUUUACACCUUUGGUUACUUCUUCCGUAACUCAUUGAUCACACCCCUUAGCACAGUUUCCUUCUUUUGGACUUUAACUUAAAAAUCACAACUAUGUGGAGUUAUACACUUUUAAUUGAAAUGAGUGCUCCUACUAAACAAAUCGCCAUUCCUUGACUUUCCAGAGUCACAUGGGGCUAGCUGAUGUCAUCCUUUGGGGUUCUCUGCACCCUCUCUUCAUGGAGGGCACAAAAUAUUCAGGUAUUGGUGAACAUCUGCUUUCUUUGUGUCUUCAGAGCUUGCUCCAGCCGUAUGGUCUGGAUUAGCUUAGCCAUGAAAUUGAUUUAGUUUUCUGAGACUCGUCACGAAGGGUUAAAAUAAAACAGAGUAUCUACUACGAAUGCAGAAUUCCCAGCUAUGUUUGCUCUGUGAUUUUGUGUGCCAGUAGAUUGGAAAAUCAUGAAAUUAUGGUUUGUAAAAAUUUUCUCUCUUGAUCAAACAGAUCCAGGCAUCUCAAACUUAAAAAGGUGGCACAACCUCCUCAUGUCUCAGGAGCUUUUCCUCAAAACUGAAUUUGAGGUUGCAGGAGGAAAAGAAGUUUCUUCCUUUAAGGUAUGCACACGAAUAAAUCUAGCUAUCCAUUUUUGAUACAUCUUAUAUAUUAUACAGAAAUGAGAUUUAUAUCUCUCUGCGGUUUUUGAGUAUACUCAUUUGAAACACUUAUAGAUGGCAUGUAUUCAGAUCACUUUUAUAUUACAACUUAUGGAUGGCGAUAUGCAGAAUACAAGUCCUAAUGAAAGAGUACUGUUCCUUAUAUACUUUCGCAACUACUUGAUACUGAUCGGGGUUCUUUUUUGUCGCAGGAUGCUUUGUUGGCAAUGCUUGACGCUCAAGAGCAGUUAGCAAAAAGUAAACAUAGAUGUGAAAUAUUUAUUGACUUAGAGAAAUUAGAAAUUAAUUGAAGCGAUAACAUCAAAAUAUGGUAGUAAAAUAUCAGAGGAUAUACUUUCAUAUUGCAUGGAAAGUUGUUUAUUCAAAUGGAUUUCAGCAAAUGUAAGUGGGAUCAUUCCUUGUCACUUCAAUUCGGGUCCAAAUUCACCACAUCGUAAACUGCAUGUGGUGAAUAUAUCAUCACAUUCGUCACGAGUUACAUAACCCUUUAGCCCCUAAGAGUGACUAGCAUCUAAUUUCUUCUUACCAUAUCACCCCUGAAUCAAACAAGGAAGUCAUAAGAAUAGAGGAGAUGAUCAUCAACUAAAGCAGCUCUUAAUUGUUAAACAAAUUCUCCUUGUCAGCCUCUUUGAAAAUGUACGGAGAACAGUAUGGAGAAUAUUCAUACUGAUGUUAGGGUGUGAAGGGGUUACAACAAUUCUACCGAUUAGUAAAAUCAAUUAUUUUUCAUGCUGAUAGUAUUUGCUUAAACUGUAAUACUGAACGUGAUAUGUAUGCAAAUUGUUGUAAAUAAUGAUAGAAGUAACAAUGAUGUAAUAGUCAAUAAUGAUUCUGAUGCUAAUAAUAAAAAGUAAAGAUAAUAGUGAAAUUUUCUGCUAAAAUAGGUUCCCCAUCAUCCCAACGAGAUCAAGAGGGUGAUUCUGCCACAGAGGAGGUGAGCUAGGGUACUAGAUCUUAAACAUAGAUUAAUCUAUCAUAUUCUCAUACUUUGCUAUAGUAAGUUCUGAAAUUUUAAUUUUAGGCAAAAAUCGCAGAGGCAUUUUUUUGCUUCUGAAACCAAAAGAAGUAUUCUUUAGUUAAAACAAACCAAGUUUUUUUUGUCUCUCCCUUGAAUUAACGAGCAGAUUUCCAUUUGAAUGGCAUCCAUUUAAGAAAUAGAUAAAUGAAUAGAGAGUAGAAUAUCAGCUUUUUUAAACUUUAUGGACCACAUGAAGUAAAAGCUGAACAUAUUCUUCUACCUAAAUUUGAUGAAUGUCUGUUUAAAAAAAGAGAACUUAUGUCAUUGGCGAGACUAUUUCUGAUUAAAUGAUUCUCGUUCAUUAGUUAGCAUCCAAUGAGUUCAUUUUGAGUUAAGCUGAUCUUAGUUAUAUCGGCCAAUCGCAAACUAUCUGGGCUGGGCUACUUAAAAGUGUGAUGGAGAGAUUAUAGGGGACUUACGAACAACUCAGCUGGUUUAUCGUACCUCUCAACGAAUGGAUUAUAGCAAAAAAAUAUAUUCGGAUACUUACACUUUAUUUUUUUUCAGGGAACUAUUGCCAAAGUUUUGUCGAGGGAAGAGAUUGCUGACGCUUUUGAGCAUUGGAACAAUGGAAGCAAAAACCUUCCGAAAACCCGCCGGCUUGUGGAUCCUAUGUAAGCACAUGUAGACUCUCUUUAAAGGAAAAUGCAUUCUUGAAGCUUGGAGAACGUUGUAAACUUGUCUUUAGUUAGUAGUACUUGAAACAUGAAUACAAGACUUACUAAAUAUUGUGUUGCCUCUGCCUCUCGCAGUCUUCCCAUCGAAGGAGAAAGAAACAUUCUGAUCACCAGUGCCUUGCCCUACGUAAAUAAUGUGCCUCAUUUGGGGAAUAUCAUUGGGUGUGUCCUCAGUGCAGACGUAUAUGCCAGGUACUUUAACCUUCAGGCGGCACGCCUCUAACCUUUAAGCCGGUUUACUUUGGAAAAAGAACCUUUCCACACUUUGGCCUCUGUUCUUCCAUGAAUUCGUCGAUUUGUAAUGUUCUAACUUUUGCAAGAACUUGCAAAUACCGAGAAGUUACAUCUGUUCAGUGCGGUUAUCUCUGGCUUGAUAGUUCUUAAUUUCAAUAUGCAUAUGAGAUCGGAUAUAGUUCUGAUGAGAUUUUCCUUGUCAUUCCUGGAUCAAAAUAGCUUUUACUGUGCACUAUUUCUUGCGUUCAUUGCUCUACAGGUUUUGCCGCCUUCGUCAGUACAACACACUUUACAUCUGUGGGACGGAUGAAUACGGCACAGCCACAGAAACCAAGGUAAUUAUACUGAACGUCAUUACUGAAAGGCAGGCAUGCAAAGAUGAAAACAUAGUCACAACAGUUAUACGCCAAUAUGCAAAUAAGGAAAAACCAUGUAAUGGAGAAAAGGUUUUAAUGGUUUUGUGGUCAUUUAGGCUUACAUUUUUAAUUUGUAAAAUUAUGCACGAACCCCACACUAAGCAUUCAGCGUGAUUAUCGGAACUCCUGAUAUUGUGAAGAUAACACUUAUUUUGUUGCUCCUUAUGCCAGGCGUUAGAGGAAGGUCUUACACCCCAACAAAUAUGUGACAAGUACUUCAAGAUUCACAAAGAAGUCUACGAAUGGUUUCAGAUCAAGUUUGACUUCUUUGGAAGGACAACUACUAAGCAACAGACUGAGUGAGUUUAAUUUUGGAUGCGACAUCUUUUUCCCUGGUUCUUGCUCUUAUCUCUUGCAUCCUGAAGACUACCUUUUGAGGUUUUGGAUGUGGUUUUUGCUUUUUUUCCCUGGUUCUUGCUCUUAUCUCUUGCAUCCUGAAGACUACCCUUUGAGGUUUUGGAUGUGGUUUUUGCUUUUUCGCUCUUGAGAGUCUUAUAUUUUUUUUUCCACAGACGUGUCACCUUCACUUUUAAAUUUCAAAGUUCAAUUUCUGAGGAAGAAAUCAGAUAUACUCUCGAUAUCCCUGCCAACUGAUUCCUGUCGAUCUAACACAAAAUUUUCCUUUUUCGAAACACAAUUUUAACCACUUAUUAAAGGAGAACUUGAAUAUGGAUUUUUACGCAAGCAGCAUAGUACGGCAUAUAAACUCAACAGCUUUGAAUUAUUGAAAAUAUUGCUGACGAUCAACGAGAUUCAUAUGCAGCUGGGCCGUAUCGCCAUACCGCGAAAUUCACUGUCUGAAUUAAGCGUUAUAGGUUAACUAGGUAAAUUAAUCAUGAUUGAUUAAAUCAACUAUGAAAUGCCAAAUGCAUUUAAUUGAAUAUACAACGUAUGGUACUGUCACAAAGGCUCUCCGAUCUACAUGGGAAAGGUGAUGAGAACAUGCUGCUUCUAAAGGGUUAGUUUUUAUCAAAUGUUUGAAAACGGUGAUCUUUUUUACUCCCAGAAUCGCCCAAGACAUUUUCUGGCGACUCCAAAAGCAAGAUCACCUAGUUGAGGACACUCUGGAACAACUUCAGUGCGUGGAAUGCAAAAGGUUUGACUUUCACUGAUCCUUAUGCGUAGGACUAAAUUCAACUAUUUAGAGACUUUUCAAGUUCGAUGUCGUAAUAUUUUACCUUUACAAACACGUAGAACUAAUAUGAACCCAACCGGAACCGAGUAUAGUCAAGAGAGACGAUGUACGCUAUAAUAGUAAGCAAGUCACUGUCGCUUUGGUAUUGGUUUUUAUUCAUCCAGUUCCGGUAAGAGACACAAGUCCUCGAGCACUGCAGAGAAACGAGCGUGAAUUUGGGCUAUGAUGACGCAUCUUUAUAACUUCAUUUUUCAAACAUUGCAGUCCGUUCUUCCUCCAGGUUUCUUGCUGACCGUUUUGUUGAGGGUACAUGUCCCUUCUGCAACUAUGAGGUAAGCCAUAUUAUUUUCAUGUUAACUAAGUCUAAAAGAAUUACACUGAGAUAUAUCUUCUUUUCAGCCCUUAUUCCUCCAACCUCCGAGUUUUAUAUUGAUUUGCUACAUACUACGUCUUGUGGUUAGCCCUGACGAAGUACAGGUACAUUGCAUGGUCUAGUAAUCGUGUUUACAUUUGCAGGGCGCUAGAGGAGAUCAGUGUGAUUCCUGUGGAAAGCUUAUUAACGCUAUCGAGCUUAAGGUAAAGGAGGUUUUAUUCUAUUGUGAAUGUACCGAAGACAAAAGGCCAGAAAAAAAUUUAUAUACCUCACUUUCGAGUCAUAAAUUGAUAUAUCUAGCGAGUUAUUUUCAAAAAUAACGUAUAAAACGUGAGAAUCUCUAGUUAAAUCUACGUGCAAAGUGACAUUUACAUCACGAAGAUACUGUUAGGCGUAUAACUACUCCGUUUUUAUCCUUAGUAGCAAGAAGUGUCUGAUUGAUCCAUGUUCAUCAUUGUAUUGUCUCCUUAAACACCACUAAGGUAAAUUUGCUUUCAGAAACCUCGAUGCAAGGUUUGUGGAGGAACAUCAAAAGUGAGAAGCAGCAAGCACCUGUUUUUGAAUUUGACCAAGGUAACUGUUCAACAAGAGUGUGCGAUAUCGUAAAAUGUGCCAAACUCCAACAAAGCAAUAAACUUAUCCAAUCUACCACAGAAACAAAAACUCAUUAAAUUCCAUUCCAUGCGAACACAACAAAAACUCUCUUGAAAUCUUCGCUCACGCGUCGUUGAUUUAACUCAAAAAGCUUGGGGCAAAUUACGAAGUGCGUCCGCAUACUCUCUUAUCUGCAGUCUCCCACCUCUAUGCAGGACGAGGCUACGUACAGACUGUCCACGAUCAAAAAAAAAUUUUCCAUAUAUAAUGUCACUGGUUCUAAAGUGCAUACUUUUAUGCCUUUCAGUUGGAAUCGUCCUUGAAGACCUGGAUCGACAAAUCUUCUUCUGAAGGUAACCUGAAGAGUUCUAUAUGACCUGCCUAAAAAGCAAUUCAAUUGCAUUCCACUUUGAAUUUUCCUAAAGCAUUCACAACUACAGUCUACAUCUGGUUAAUUCAAGUUAAACGCGAUAUUUUUUAUAUCAUUUUUCUUGUAAGGAACGUGGACACCAAAUUCUCGCCAGAUAACUCAGGGUUGGGUGAAGGAGGGCCUUAAGCCACGAUGCAUUACACGCGACUUGAAAUGGGGAACCCCAGUUCCUUUGGAAGGAUACACAGAUAAGGUCUUCUACGUGUGGUUUGAUGCACCAAUAGGGUGAGUCAAUAAGGUUUUUUGUUAUGAAGUGACAUUAAAUGGCAUUUGUUUUGUGGUGAAAAUUUUUAUGUACAACGGUUAAUUUCUAACGAUAAACUUCUGCUUGCGAUACUUUCCUCUUCUCUAAAGUGUGUGGCUAUGAUCGGCUCUAAAGGCAAUCUCAAGACUUUGCACUUUUUUGUUUCAGGUACCUUUCGAUCACAGCAAACUACACCAACGAGUGGGAGAAAUGGUGGAAAAACCCUCAACAAGUGAGUCAUAGGAAAAUACCAACUCAGUUGACAAGGCUGUAUCUCAGUAUUGCAUGUCAUUAUGACUGUUGCUAUAGCUACAUUGCGGCCGAAUAAAUUCUUGAAAUUAAACAAUGAUAAUCAAGAGUUGAUGUGCAUAAGCACAACUAUAAAUCUGAGCCCUAUUUGAAAUAUUCGGCCAUAGCAAUCCUAAAACUUUUUCAUUUCUUUCUUGAGGUUUAAUGAACGCUAUCGGUGAAGAGCAAAGCGACUCACAGGAAUCGAUGCUCUCGGUCAUCUUUAACUGUUUUCAUUCGUUUCUAAGGCUCGAACAAAGCCUCGACACUUUAAAGUUAUUAUCAUAAGGUUUUCGAAACUGCUUGAGCAGCCUUAGGUCAGGUUACGAUCUCAUUAAUGAUGAAAAUGGAAUUCUUUCAGGUCACUCUUCAUCAGUUCAUGGCAAAGGAUAAUGUCCCUUUCCACACUGUUGUGUUCCCGUGCACUCUCAUUGGUGCAGACGACAACUACAGUCUUUUGAAUUCCAUCAGCGCAACAGGUAAUAUAGAUUUCCACGUUCCCUUUACCUGUCGUUCUACUUGAAUUGAAAACUUUCUUUUUCACACCGUUGACUAAAAGUGAUUUGUUAUUCUGCAUACGUAAAGCCUAGGCCAGCUUUUUCGAAAGCGGCUGGCAUAACUGAGUUAAUUACAAACUUGGUUUGAAAUAUGUUUUAUUGAGGCAUUCAUGAGACACCUUUUUGUGGGAUUUAUAUCAUUGGUAUCUAAAAUUAAAAGGAAACAAGAAGAAAAAAAGGAAUUGACGGCAAGAGCUUCAAAAUCAAAUAUAACAUUUAAUAUCGAAAUGUUUUAUUUUUGAACAUUUUUAAAAAUGAGUUAAAUAUCAGAAAUGUACAGCCUGGAUUUUUUUUUAAGCUGAGUCCUGCAAAACUGUUCCAUAGAUUUUAUGACUGUCUUAAGAUAUGACAACAUGCCCGAAACGUAGCGAGAUUUAGGCUACUAGGCUGAAAUAAAAUAUCUCAUUAAGUUAUCUCCCUUUUCUUCCAAGAAUACCUCAAUUACGAAGAUGAUAAGUUCUCCAAGAGUCGUGGAGUGGGGGUGUUUGGUGACGAUGCAGCCGACACAGGCAUACCAGCAGAUGUGUGGAGAUUCUAUCUGGUUUUCGUCAGGCCCGAGAGCCAGGUGAGGCACUUCGUCUCUCUUUAGAACAAGAAACAUAGCCAUCCAUCAUUUUAAACUUAACCGUUUCUAACAUAGCCCAACAUUUUGAUCGUCGAAAAGCCGUUGGAACGUUCCUAAAGCAAUGGAAAAUCAACAACAUUGCGGUAGCAACUGUCUUAAACGCGAACUUUUGAGAGGCGUUUAGGUAUUGUUCCAGUUACGUUUCUCCGUCAUAGUUUCUGUCAUCAUUCUAAUAUACUCGUUUUUCUUUUCUAAACAGGAUAGUGCUUUCAGUUGGUCGGAUUUCGUUGCACGCAACAACACUGAAUUGCUCAACAACUUUGGCAACUUCAUCAACCGGUAUGUUUUCAUUGCUGUAGUUUUAAAAACUUUAUUGUUCCUUAGCUCAGCACUUAUUUUUGUUGGUGAUUCAAGUUUUUUUUAAAAGUAAAAAAAUAUUUUCCAUUUUUAGGAUCGUCUGUAACCAUAUGAAGAUAUUUAUAACACCAGAAGACAUGUCACGUGAUCGAUAAAUUCUUCCUUUUUUUCAGCGCCUUGAUGUUUGUCCAGAACAACUUUGAUGGUUCUAUACCAGCCAUGGAAUUGACAGACGAUGACAAGAAGUUCAUCGCACUUAUCAACAAAGAGUUGAAGACGUAUAUCGAUAAUCUUGAGAAAAUCAGGUAAUCUAUUUAGCUCUGAAGAAAUUUACUGAAGAUGAAUUUUUCAAUAAGCGGUUCAUUGUUUGAAAGCGUCCCUCUUAAGGUAACAUAUGUAUUGCAGUAAUGAACGUAGUACAUAGUUAUUGCCACAUUUGAGAUAAUCUUUUCCUUAGCUUUUUAACCCGGCUGCAGCGUAUUAUCUUCUCAAUUUUUGAAGUCUCUUACGCCAAGCGAUUCCUUGGUCGUUUAAACAUAUUUUAAAUAUUGCCACUAUCCUGGGAUGAAAAUGUCUCCGUGAGAAUAAACAAUCUCUUGUCUUACAAUGUCGCGAUUAUAUUUCAGGCUUCGAGAAGGUUUAAAAGACGUGCUGAACAUAUCUAAGCUUGGUAAUCAGUACAUACAGUCCAACCAACCUUGGGUUCUCGUCAAGGGCAACGAAUCAGAAAGGUACACGUGCUCAAUAUUAAAUAACAAAGAAUUCGCCUAAAAACCAAUGGUAAGGAAAAGUUUCCUUUUUAGUCUCGCACCAGAUUUAGGGCCUGGUACAUCGAAAUCCUUUCAGCUUUAAUCAUAGAUCAACUUUUGGUAUAUUUUAAAGCAAACGAAUACUCGAUACCUUUGUCCCCUAAACGAAUAGGUGUUCAGUCAGGUUUACGUUUCUUAGCUUUAACACGCUUAGUUGACCAGAAACAGGAAACCUUACAAAUAAUGGAUAAGGUUUUGAGUAACUCUAAGUAUUUCUCCUAACAAACGGGUUCUGACUGGGUUCAAACCGUUUUUUCGUGCCCAUGAGUAAAAAGGUUAACCUGUCAUAAUGAUUUAGAUAAUCUCACAGGAAAUUGUUUGUGCCUUUAAUAACGCAAGUCGUUGAUCUCUUUUUAUCAUUUAGAUCACGUGCAGGUACAGUCAUAGGGAUCACAGCCAACCUUUCCUGGCUGCUGUCUGUUCUCGUUCAUCCCUUCAUGCCCGGGGUCAGUGAAGAGAUUCAACGCCAGUUACAGGUAGGUCUUACAAACUCUUUCGGGUUGCCAAUUUACGUUAUCAACUCAGUUGAUAUUACUAAAUUACCCUUUUAUCGCUCUGACGAAUAGCUAACGCUCGAAACGUCAGCUUUGGAACUCUUUACGAUGACCAAAUUUACACUAUCCACUCAGUUGAUAAUACUGAAUCAUCCUGUUAUUCUCUCCCACCGAUGCACCACGGUCUCUUUAGAACACUUACCUCCUUUACAGGAAAGUCUGUUCGGCACGCGAUACAAUUUGGAAUUUAUCAAGAUUGUGUUGACUUUAAAAAACCGAUUGAAAUAUAAAUCUAAUAAAAAGGGCUCGACAUGUUGGUUAUUGCUCCGCUUAAAGUUAUACUGUCCGGCUUAAUCUGUUGUAUUCUUUGAAUGUUUUUGCAUUAUCAAUAAUGAUAUACCUGAGAAAAUGCAUAGCCAUCAUAUAAUCAUAUGAUCUUCCAAACCAUUAAGUUUCAAGAUGAAUCUCUCUACGAAACGGCAUUCGGUCAGAUUUGAAAAAAGAUUUAACUUAUGUAGAGACACUUUCUCUCUACUUAUUGCCUUUGGCGGGAAAAACUUAUAGGAUCGGCUAUUUCUUAUAUUUUUCAUUGUUUUUAUUCAAAGUGAGGUUGGUAGAGUUUCUCAACAAAGUCACGGAGUCAAUCAGACCGGAAAUUACACAUUAAGCCUGAGAACACAUUUAUUGCAGGGCUAAAGUAGCAGCUCCCAAUCCUCGCUCGCAGCCCUUGAAGCGUCCUGGUACCCCUGUUACGUAAAGGUCAUUAAAAAGGACAAGUGUGGGUGGUUAAAGAGUUUUGUAAGAAUUGUUUGCCUCUCUUUUAAUUGAAAAGACUUCAAACACAAGUCUUCCUUUGUUUGAUAGGUCACCGACGAAGGCAAUGUGGUGUUGGACAACUUUAUUCCUUAUCUGGAGACUGGUCACAAGAUUGGAACGGUAAGAGCGAGUAAAUAAGAGAGAUAGGAGGAGAUGCAAAAGAAAAUACUUCCUUGCAAGGUUGUAUCUGCCGCUACCUUUCACUUGAAGGGCCUGAUAACAACAGACCGACGGGACUUUUCAGAUAGCAGAGGAAAUAAGUGUUCAUUAUCUUAACCCUUUAACUCCCAUGAGUGACCAAGACAGAAUUUCUCCUUGCAAUAUCAAUACAAUAUCAAGCAGACAUGUGAUGAGAAUAAAGAAAAAUAUCAAUUUGGGUAAAAUUAGUUGAUCCAAUACUACAUUCUCUGAACUAACACUAUAAGAAGUAUAUGGUUGACAGUAAGGAGAAUUACAAAUUUGGUCUGAGAGUUUAAGGGUUAAAAACUUGUUAAGAAGCGAGAAGUAGAGACGAGGCUGAACUUACAGGCCAAGCUGCGGACCGAAAGAGAGCAGCUCUUUCCAUGCAUACCCUUGUUUAGUUUCCUCUUCAUCACCGUUAUCAUUGUCAUCGUAUCGCUUAAUGUAUCAUCACCAUAACUCACUAUUACUAUAAUCAGUUUUGAUGUCAUUUGUAUGCAACUCAUCAAUACUCUUUACACUUUCACGUAAUUUUCGACCAAUCAAAAGUAAAUCCUUUAAUCCAAUAGAAAGACUGGUAAUUGAACGUUCUAUAAAUUAGUUAUUGGCUUGUGGGUCGAGGACCAGAACUAAGAAAAACUUUAACCUAAAAUAUCUUCAUCCGUUGAGGCUUUCUACUUUUAAAAAGUAACACCGUUGCUGCAACAUUUACCAAGAAAAGACUUGUAAGUUAAUUUUGUCUAUUCUUUUAGCCCAAACCACUCUUCCACAAGAUCGAUGCCUCCGUCGCGGAUCAGUUCCGCGCAAAAUACGGUGGGAACAAACAGAAGCAACCAGCUUCACACAACAAACCAAAAGACGCUACUAAGGGAAAAGAGGAGGGGAAAAAGUAGACACCCGCUAACCGCCGAGUGGAUUGUUCGUGCCUUGGAUGCACGCAUCUCCCAAGCUUUCCCAGUUCCUCGUUUGAAUGAAUUACGAAAACUUUUUUGCUAUUUUACAUUGCAAAAUAAAUAGAAGUAAGCACAGAAUUUAACAGAACCUGAACUUAGCAGAAAUCAGAGUAAUAUACUGUCUAGUAUAAAGCAUUUUCGAGCAACAUUUUUUCUUCGUUUGUGAUUUCAAAUAUAUUUUCCAUUUUACUUUUAGUCUUUUAAAUGUUAUCGUGAAAUUGUUUAGCUCCUCAUUUGAAGAAGAAGAGUUAAAAAGGUAGCCUAGCCAAAGCAUUCAAUGGUACCACUGACCCAAUACUGCUCAGUAUUUCAAAAGCUCGGAUAUGAUAAAGGGUUCUCACUUAAUCUCUUAUCAACGUCAGAUUACCAGGCGUCUAAUGUCCAAUCAGUAUCAUUGAACUCAAUUUUGUCAACCUGCC
Messenger RNA from Pocillopora meandrina, 16264 nucleotides. The record is from the annotation of a GenBank genome assembly. Lineage: Eukaryota; Metazoa; Cnidaria; Anthozoa; Scleractinia; Pocilloporidae.